UAUUUAAUUUAAUAUUUAUUCAUGUGUCACUACAAGGCAUACCUAAAGAAGAUCUCAAGAAAAAGGAAUCAUAUAACUCUGCUUCUUGACUUUAUUGUCUCAAAUUUCUAUAUACUUUGAACUUUCCUCUAAAAAAACUAUCAACAACAAAUUAAUCUCCAUGAUGACUUGUAAGAUCUUCUUCUCACUAUUUCUCCUCCUCUUCCUAUCACACCCUAAUCUAUGCACAUUUGUGAAUGGAGAUGCCACUUUAAUCAAAAACACAUGCAAGAACACAAAGUACUACAAUCUAUGUUUCUCUUCUCUCAAAUCUGAUCCUAGCAGUCCAAAUGCAGAUACAAAGGGACUAGCUCUGAUCAUGGUUGGGAUUGGAAUGACAAAUGCAACUUCAACUUCUUCAUAUUUGUCUUCGAAGUUGCUUACUCCUACAAACAACACUACCUUAAAAAGGGUCCUCAAAGAGUGUGAAGAUAAGUAUAAUUAUGCUGGUGAUGCACUCCAAGCUUCAGUGCAGGAUUUGGCUAAUGAAGAAUAUGAUUAUGCUUAUAUGCACAUAACUGCAGCCAAAGAUUACCCAAAUGCUUGUCACAAUGCAUUUAAAAGGGUUAAUGAUUUAGUUUAUCCUACUGAGCUUGCUAAUAGAGAAAAUGGUUUGAAACAUAUUUGUGAUGUGGCUAUGGGGAUCAUUGAUAAUCUAAUUAACUGGUAGGUGUGUGCAUUGUUGUAUUAUUUCCACUUUUGAUGCAAAAAUCAUAUUCUCUUGUUCAUUUUUUUCUACUAUAUAUAUCUUUUUAUGUUCUGAGUGUAAUUAAUAAUAAAUGUGAUUUACUCGUGCUUUAUUUUAUCGAUAUUUGGUUGUUUUAACUUUAA
Cicer arietinum (chickpea) is the source of this 870-nucleotide messenger RNA. RefSeq names its product cell wall / vacuolar inhibitor of fructosidase 2. Lineage: Eukaryota; Viridiplantae; Streptophyta; Magnoliopsida; Fabales; Fabaceae. Gene Ontology annotation, molecular function: enzyme inhibitor activity. The record is from RefSeq and is a predicted model, not a curated record.